CCCGCACCCGCGCGACACGGAGCCCAGGAGAAGCACGUCGUCUGCCGCGCCAGCAUGUCGGGCGUCGUCCUCCUCUCUCGGCUCUCCCUCGCCCGGGCGUCCCGACACCGGUGCCUGGGGCCCGCGAAGGCUGCGGCGGGGGCACAGUACCGACAGAACGGCUCCUUUCACUGUAUCGCGCCCAGAGAUGAGGCGAGAGCGGCGGUGGGCGACGGACGGGCGGCUGUCCUGGGGUCAGGUUCGAGAAAUUUCCUCCUGCCGGGGUCGUGGCGCCGAAGGACCUCCCUCCCCCUCAUGCCCAGGAGUGCCUUCGCUUCCGUGAUAUCUACACGAAGUUAUUGUGCACAACAAGGUGAUAACAGUGAGGGAGCUGGAGGUCCUCGACAUGAUGAAGAAGGUGUGGGUGAGGCAGCUGAGGGUCCAAUGAUGCACACCCUCCCAGCCACAAUGAUGGUGCCAGACGUUUGGCCAAGGGUGCCUGUCAUAGCCAUCAGCAGGCAUCCGGUGUUUCCCCGUUUCAUUAAGAUAAUUGAGAUAUCAGAUAAAGAACUCAUUGACCUCGUCCGAAGAAAGGUCCGUCUCAAUCAGCCAUAUGCAGGAGUCUUCAUGAAGAAAGAUGAGAGUGACGAGCGGGAGGUUGUUGAUAAGCUGACCGACUUGCAUCCAGUGGGGACCUUCGUUCAGAUCCAUGAACUUCAGGACAUGGGAGAAAAGCUGCGCAUGAUUGUAAUGGCUCACCGACGCAUCAACAUUACCUCGGUCCUUCAUGAUGAACCCCUUGAAGAGGAACAGUCUCUGGCUGAGACAGGAAAAAAAGAGGCGGCACCAGAGGCCCCAGCCAGCCCAGCACCAGAAAAAGUUGACGCAGCUACUCAGACGCCGGUGCAGCCACCUCGUGUGCUCAUGGUUGAGGUGGAGAACAUCAUUCACGACAAAUUUCAGAUAACAGAGGAAGUGAAGGCCCUGACCCAGGAAAUUAUCAAAACUAUUCGAGACAUCAUAGCCCUGAAUCCCCUUUACCGUGAAAGUGUACAGCAGAUGAUUCAGCACGGACAGCGUGUUGUAGACAACCCUGUUUACUUGGCUGAUUUGGCUGCCUCACUGACAUCAGCUAACUCUAUUGAACUGCAGCAGGUCCUGGAGGAAACUAAGAUCCCUGCAAGGUUGAUGCUGGCUCUGUCAUUGCUCAAGAAGGAAUAUGAGUUGAGCAAACUCCAGGCUUCUAUUGCGAAGGAAGUAGAAGAGAAGGUUCGAUCGCAGCACCGGAAGUACAUGUUGCAAGAGCAGCUGAAGGUUAUCAAGAAGGAGCUUGGCAUAGAGAAAGAAGACAAAGAUGCCAUUGAGGAAAAAUUCAGAGCAAGAUUAAAGGAUAAAGAAGUACCAAAAGCAGUCCAGGAUGUCAUAGAUGAAGAACUCAACAAACUUAGCUUUCUAGACAACCAUUCUUCUGAAUUUAAUGUUACAAGGAACUACCUCGAUUGGCUGACAAUGCUCCCAUGGGGCAUCACCUCGAAGGAGAACUUGGAGCUGAAGGAAGCUCACGAUAUCCUUGAUGAGGACCACUACGGCAUGCAGGAUGUGAAGAAAAGGAUCUUAGAGUUCAUUGCGGUUGCUCAACUUCGAGGAACCACUCAGGGAAAGAUUCUCUGCUUCUAUGGUCCACCAGGUGUUGGAAAGACGAGCAUAGCUCGGUCCAUUGCAAGAGCACUUAAUAGAGAAUACUUCAGGUUCAGUGUUGGUGGCAUGACAGACGUGGCAGAAAUCAAGGGCCAUCGGAGAACCUAUGUUGGGGCCAUGCCAGGAAAGAUGAUACAGUGCAUGAAGAAAACGAAAACAGAAAACCCAGUGGUGUUGAUUGACGAAGUGGACAAGAUUGGUCGAGGUUACCAGGGUGAUCCAUCAGCUGCUCUCUUGGAGCUUCUAGACCCUGAGCAGAAUGCCAACUUCCUUGACCAUUACUUGGAUGUCAGCGUUGAUCUGUCCAAGGUGUUGUUCAUCUGUACAGCCAAUGUUUUGGACACCAUCCCGGAACCCCUGCGAGACAGGAUGGAGAUGAUUGACGUGUCAGGCUACGUAGCAGAGGAAAAGAUGUCUAUUGCUAACAAAUACCUCAUUCCACAAGCUCAGAAACUGUGUGGCAUUACUUCUGAAAAGCUUACUCUGCAUGACACCGCCGUUGAUAGACUCAUCCGCCAAUAUUGCCGUGAAUCUGGAGUUCGUAAUCUUCAAAAGCACAUAGACAGGAUUAUGCGUAGAGCAGCUUAUAACAUUGCAAGCGGAGAGGCAGAGUCUGUAGAAGUAAAUGUUGACAAUUUGGAGUCUUUUGUUGGAAAGCCAAAAUUCAGCCACGACCGCAUGUAUCAGGAAACCCCAGCUGGUGUCGUCAUGGGUUUGGCUUGGACUGCUAUGGGGGGAUCCACUCUUUACAUUGAAACAACUGCCUGGCCACUGAAUGGAGACAAAGAGGGACGAUUUGAAACAACAGGUCAUCUUGGGGAUGUUAUGAAGGAGUCAACACGCAUUGCAUACACUUACGCUAAACACUUCCUCUCUGAAAAGUUUCCUGACAAUAAAACACUUGUCCAGUCAAAUGUUCAUUUACAUGUUCCAGAGGGAGCAACACCGAAGGACGGCCCAAGUGCAGGCGUGACCAUCAUCACUGCCCUAGUCUCCCUGGCUCAAGGCAAGCCCGUACGCCAAGACAUUGCUAUGACAGGGGAGGUUUCUCUCACAGGGAAGGUUCUUCCCGUUGGAGGAAUCAAGGAGAAGACAAUUGCGGCCAAACGCGUUGGAGUCAAGUGUGUCAUUAUGCCGGCAGAGAACAAGAAGGAUUUCAGUGACUUACCGGAAUUCAUAACAGAAGGAUUAGAAGUUCACUUUGCAGACAAUUAUGAAGAUGUAUAUAGAGUUGCUUUUGCUGAGUAAUGUUUUUUUGUUUUUUUUAUUCAUUUCUGAAUGCAUGGAAUGUGAUACUGUUCACAGUGUGAUAAAUUUGUUGUCUAAUGUUUUUUGUAUCAUGUUUUAUGAUUGUGAUCAUAAAUUGCAGGGUCGAAUGUUUUGAGUUGAUAUGUGUUAAGCAAUGGGAAAUGCAGAUUUGAAUUGUUAGCCUAUAUAAAUAUACCGUACAAUAGUAUUGUACAAGAAGGUUUAAAAUAUCCCCUGUUAUUGUUUGUGUAAAUACUGUAUAGGAAAUUGAAUUUGUCUGACUUCCAAAGAAAAGAGUUAUCCUGCAGCUGUAGCAAAAUCUUGUCAUAUUUAACCCACGUGAACAUUUGGAACGAAAGAAAAUAAGAAAUUUCAAAAGGAAAUGCAUAAAAAGGAGAACACUUAAUGUGACAUAUGCGUCACAUUUCCCAUUUCUGUGGUAGUAUGGAUGGCAAAUGUAUAUAUAUAAAUAAACCUCACAAUAGAUCCAGAUUUUUUUAAAGAAAUGGGAAGCCUACUUUUAUAUUUAAUAAAAAAGUACCAAAAUA
Molecule: messenger RNA, 3473 nt
Organism: Penaeus chinensis
Lineage: Eukaryota; Metazoa; Arthropoda; Malacostraca; Decapoda; Penaeidae
Product: lon protease homolog, mitochondrial-like
Exons: 18
Coding region: 55-2925 (956 amino acids)
Biological process (GO): protein catabolic process; mitochondrion organization; protein quality control for misfolded or incompletely synthesized proteins
Cellular component (GO): mitochondrial matrix
Molecular function (GO): ATP binding; ATP-dependent peptidase activity; serine-type endopeptidase activity
Source: RefSeq, a predicted model, not a curated record